Blepharisma stoltei is the source of this 684-nucleotide messenger RNA. The record is from the annotation of a GenBank genome assembly. NCBI's taxonomy places the organism in Eukaryota, Ciliophora, Heterotrichea, Heterotrichida, Blepharismidae.
AUGGCAUCUGAAUUUAAAUGCAACGCUCCAUCCUGCAGUACACUACUAGGAGAGAGAGUAUGCUUGAUCAGCUGUGGGCAUGCUUUAUGUGCAGAGCAUGGAAAAGAAUGAUUUUCUUCUCACCAGACAUGCCCGAUCUGUAACAGACAAGUCAACGUCACAUCAGCCAAUUUUUCAAAGAAAUACAUAAAUGAACGGAAAAGGAUUGCACUGAUAGGGUUCAAUCCUUCAGAAAUUUUGGAAUCAGCAGGAGUCGGAUUAGAGUUUUGGCAAGCCCAAAAAAACCUUGAAGUCUCACAAGUUAAAAACUUGGCUUCGCAGAGGGAAAAUGUAUAUAGAGAAAAGGUCAAGCAAACUGAGCAAGCAUUUUAUGCAACUCAGCAAGGAUAUCUGGAAUUAAAAGACCACUACAAACAACUCGCAAUGCAAUUCCAGCAUCUGCAGCAACAAAAUACUCAACUUACACAAGAAAACCAGCAGCUCAAAAGCAAUAUGCGCUCUCCUCAAGUUUUUGAUCCUCCCAGUAAUAGGAAAAUUUUUGCUUUAGGUGAGCAAGAAAGUAAUUUUUCAACAAAUAAAUUAUUUUCUGGCAUUUCUUUUGACACUGGUUCCAAGCCUUUCAAAAGACCCUUCACUCCUCACGCUUCAAGCCUCUUCACUCCUUCGAAACUUAACAGUUCAUAA